This is a messenger RNA of Nicotiana tabacum (common tobacco), 605 nucleotides long. The record is from RefSeq and is a predicted model, not a curated record. Lineage: Eukaryota; Viridiplantae; Streptophyta; Magnoliopsida; Solanales; Solanaceae.
CAAAAAUCCCAAGGAAUCUUUCUCUCUCUCUCUCUAUAUUUUUAUAAGUGCACAAAGUGAAAGCGAUGAAGAAAACCCAAAUUAUCUGUUCGAUUUUCUUGGUUUUCUCCUUUGUUGCAGCUACUAUAUCAAUGGCGGAUUCACAAGCAUCCACAGAAGCAAAAGUGUAUAUAGUUCAUACUGAGAAUCCUGAGGAUGAGGAACCUGAGGAAUUCCAUAUCAAAAUUUUAGCUUCCGUUCUUGGCAGUGAGGAUGCUGCAAAGGAAGCUUUGAUUUACAGUUACAAGCAUGCAGCUAGUGGGUUCUCUGCCAAGCUGACUCCUGAGCAAGUUUCUGAGCUUAAAAGUAAGUUUUUAUGGGUCAUCCUGUUUAAGUAAUCCUAUUUUUCUUUUUACAACUAUGUUGGCCGAUUAUACUUCUCAAAAUCAGUUAUGGUUAUGGAGUAUAUGAAUACACCAUUAUGAUAUCUCAAAGUAGUUUGCAGAGAGCUUCUCUCGUGUUUUGCAUAGAACUUGCACAGAGUUUCUCCUCUGUAUGUUGGGAUGUUUGACACCAUCUCACAUUGCAGGAGCCUGUUUAAUGACAAGAUACAUGUUCGUUUUUUC